Messenger RNA from Lutra lutra (Eurasian river otter), 2671 nucleotides. RefSeq names its product regulator of G protein signaling 9 binding protein (gene RGS9BP). Gene Ontology annotation, biological process: detection of light stimulus involved in visual perception; G protein-coupled receptor signaling pathway. The record is from RefSeq and is a predicted model, not a curated record. NCBI's taxonomy places the organism in Eukaryota, Metazoa, Chordata, Mammalia, Carnivora, Mustelidae. The transcript has a single exon. Bases 413 to 1126 code for a protein of 237 amino acids. Gene Ontology annotation, cellular component: neuron projection; photoreceptor outer segment.
GCAGCCCUGGGCAGCGGCUAAGGCGGAGCGCGCGGCUCGGCGGCCGGCUAGCCCUGGCGACGGCACCGGAGAAGGAUGGGGACCGCAACCCGGGCUUCGCAGAGAGCCUCCGUGGAGGCGAGGGCGGUGCAGAGACUAGGCGUGUGACUCCGAGCAAAUCGGGGGAGGAUGGAUGAGGGGAUGGGAGAUAGCUAACUGGGCUGUCUCUCUGCGUCGGGUCCGCAGAGGCUCACGUCGCGGGUCUCCAGAGGCUUCGUCGACAACAUCGGCAGCGCCGAGCCAGUCUCGGGCCAUGAGGAGCGCUCAGGCCGCUCGGCCGGGAGCCGCCGUCGGGGCUGGCAGCGUCCCGCUGCGCUGAGGGCGUGGAACGGAGAAGGGCGCGGGCGGCCGGGCUGCGCCAGAGCGCACAGCCAUGGCGAGGGAGGAGUGCAAGGCACUGCUGGACGCUCUCAACAAGGCGACCGCAUGCUACCACCACCUGGUGCUGACCGUGGGCGGCUCGGCGGACUCGCAGAACCUGCGUGAGGAACUACAGAAGACGCGCCGGAAGGCGCAGGAGCUGGCGGUGGCCACCCGCGCCCAGCUGACGGCGGCGCUGCGCGACCGGGGCCUGGGCGCCGAGGAGCGCGCCGAGUUCGAGCGCCUCUGGGUGGCCUUCUCCGGCUGCCUGGACCUGCUGGAAGCCGACAUGCGGCGCGCACUGGCCCUGGGCACUGCGUUCCCCCUGCACGCGCCACGGCGGCCGCUGGUGCGCACAGGCGUGGCGGGCGGCUCGGCGGGCGUAGCAGCGCGCGCCCUGAGCGUCCGCAGCUUGCGGCACGAGGCGGAGGGCAACUUCGACGUUGACGACCUGCGCGAGCUGGAGCACGAGAUCCUUCAGGUGAGCGAGAUGAUCCAAGAAAUGGAGAUGAAGGUCAACGUGCCCCGCUGGACGGUGCAGGCCCGGCAAACGGCGGGCGCCGAGCUCCUGUCCAGCGCCAGCGUACGCGUCUCCUCGGUGGGCGCCAUGUCCGUCCAGGAGCGCACGGGGCCCUGCGACCCGAACAAGGCCCUGGCCGCCACCGUUUUCAGCGCCGUGCUGCUGGUGGCUGUGGCCCUGGCAGUCUGCGUGGCGAAACUGAGCUGACCGACACACGACUUUCUCCUGCCACUACCGCUCCCUCCCGGGAGACAUCCCUCGGGAAUGACGGCAAUUGCCUGGACUGGGGAUGGGAGUGGGAUUUGGCACGUUUAAGGGAAGGGGUUCUAAAACCCCGUGUGUGUGUGUGCGUGUGCACAUGCAUGUUUCAAGCACACAUCUGCUUAAGCAGAACAUGGUUCCUCUUGCUGGCCGGGGAGGAGUUAAUUUUGCGCGGGUAUCCAGGGCAUUACCGCUAAUGUAUGCCCAGCUUUAUCCCCUAUUAAUAGAAAACCGUCCCACGGUGACCCCAGAUUCCUCCGAGUUAAUGGGUGACCACGUGUGCUGCUGGGGCGUGUUUACACGGAGUCUGAGUUUGGUGCCCCCACCGCUACCAGAGAUUCCCACUCUCUGCGUGGGUUAGUUUGAAAGGGGGGUGAGGUGAAAUGAAGUCGGGCCGGGGGAGUUGUUUUGCUGUGUGGGUGGUGAUUUGGUUUCCUGGACAAAACUAGGAAGAUGUAAGCAGGUUAUAUUACCUUAAUCCUUUGGGGCCUAAGUUUAGGAUAGCGUGCAAAGCGAAGUCUGUGCAAAGUGCUUUCUCUAUGGAACGCCAUUGAGCUUCUUGGCAGAGUUCGUCAAUCAGUUACCAAAAGCAGCUAGAAGACGUUUGGGUUUGGGGUUCGGUGACCUUCCCCAACAAGUGCUGACCCUACUUAGGAAACCAGACAUUGAAACUGCCCCCACUUGCCUAUUGCAAGGGGCUCUUCCCCGUCAGCCUGGAGGGCACACAAGCUUUGGGAAGGACAUAUGCUAUUCAAACAGGCACUUUCUCCUUUGCAGGGGCUUUUGUUUGUUCCAGAACUAGACCAGAGUUUUAGAUCCUCCUUGGGGGGAGGGCUGCAGAAUCCUCUUUGUAGCCGUUAAUCCUUUCUAUCCCUUGGAAUUUGCCUGCUGGCCAGUAGGAGAGCUGGCUUUGGAGGAAGCCCCACAGCUCCCUGACCCUCACACUGACCCCUGAGAGGGUAAACCUCACUGCUGCAUGCCAUGGGACCGGAUUAGCCCUGGAACUGGGUUAGAAGGCAACAACUUCCACUUGGAAAUUUCAGCGGCAUUUUAGAAACAAGAAUCAUUGAGGAAGAAAAACCAUAUAACCAUAUGUUGCCCUAUCAAAGCCAGCUUCUUAUAGAGGACAUUUGGCCACGAAGUCAUACGUGCCAAUGAGUCAAACACAGUGGUCUUUUACUUACACCCUUAAGUUAGUAAAUACACAUCUAUUAUGAAAAUAGACCUUCUUGAAGGCAGGAGGUCAUAGCAUAAACUAGUGGAACCACGGUGUACAUAACAGAGGUUGGGUGACUCCUGCUUCUGUUGCUCAGUGAGUAAAGAAGGUGGAAACCCCUGGGUCCCAGGCUGAGCAGUGCCACCACCGGCCGCCUGUUUUGCAAAAAGAACAUAGCUGGGGAAAACAUAUUUACCUGUCAAAAGGUAAUUUCGGGGCACCUAGGUGGCUCAGAUGGUUGGGUGCCUGCCUUCGGCUCAGGUCAUGAUCCCGGG